Messenger RNA from Amoebophrya sp. A120, 2502 nucleotides. NCBI's taxonomy places the organism in Eukaryota, Dinophyceae, Syndiniales, Amoebophryaceae. The record is from the annotation of a GenBank genome assembly.
CCCGCAGAUGCAGACCAACGACGUUUGCAAAUUUCUGUCCGCCUUUGCGCAAUUAGACGUGAGAAAGCCGCUGUUGCUGAAACUGGCCGUCCGGGAGGUGGCGAAGCGCGGGCACGAGCUGGACGUGACGCAAUUGGCGGAGUUUCUGCAUGUCUUUUCCAAAUUUGAUGUGACAAAGCCGACAAUCAAGCUCUUAUCUGUCCUACGGAACAACAUCGCCUCGAAGCAGUGGAGCAUCGAGGAGUGCCAAAAAUUGCCACUCCUCUCUAUAACCUGCUCAGGUGUUACAAUCUCAAACGUUACAAUAGAAUCUCGAAUUUGUGUUGCAUGAUGAGCACGACAGACUCGCGCAGCGUUCCACCUUUUGCGAUACAAAUUUCGCCAGAUUGUAGUGCGGUUUGGGCCUCCGGAACUUGUCAUGCGCAAUCCUAUGAGAGUUGGCUAGAUCAUGCACUCUCGCAUCACAGAUUUCCAUAUUCUAGUGUAACGUUUGAGAUUGUAACACCUGAGCGGGUUAUACUCUCGACCCGGUCCACGACAGGCAAGCACGCUCCGUUUAGCUACACAAAAGGUGCGACAAUAGCCGGUACCAAUAUCGGCGAACAAGACCGAAAUCGUGGUCGGCAGCUGGGUCGAAGUUUGGCCACGGUGUUCCACAGCAUGGGACGAUUGAAGUACCGCGACGAAGAUUUGCUGUCGACGUUAAUCCGCCCGAUGGCGAGGAAUCUGCCACUCCUGGAAACGACGACGAUCGCGACCAUCGCGGAUUCGGUGUUGCUGUUGAAAUACUGGGAGAACGAGUUUUUUGUGAAAAGGCUCACGGAGGAGAUUCUGCACAGGUGUAAAGAGCUAUGACUGUGCACAACUCUCCCUCCGCCUCAUUUGUCAUGCGCAAACCCAAAUCCAAGUGCUUCCCUGUGGCACUGUCUGCAUGACAGAUUCCGGAAGCCCAAACAGUACUACACGAGGCGCAUGAAUUUGUCAUGCACACAUUCCACGUGUGCUGUUGUUUGUAUUGCUGUUCAUGCCAUGCAAACGAGGGGGAGGGGGAGUUGUGCACUGUCAUAAGAGCUGACUGUGGAGCCCAAAGCCCUGGCCACGGUGCUGCAGGUCUUGGAGCAGUCCCCGUUUUUUCAGCAAUUUUGGAUUGACUCGAGGACAACAACUUCAUCAUCGUCUUCAGGUAGUGGUAGACAGAAAACGCUUCCAAGUUGUAUGAAGCGAAGGACACCUUUCGACGGAAUCGCGAUUGCUGAGGAUGUGCAGAAGGUUUUUCUCACGCUUCUCGAACUGCUCCCCAACAAACUCCCCCACCAGCGGAAUCAGUGGGAUCCUAAGAUUUUGGCCCGCAUCCUCCGCGCGUACGCGAGGUUUCGACCUGAAGAUUUGUUGUCACCGAGUACUAGCUCAGAGGGACAAGCAGCAGAGCAACUAACCGAAAGCAAGAACGAAUCCCCACCACCGCAAGUCGAGCCAUUGUUCCGUCACAUCGGGGACGUUUUGGCGCUGAAAGGCCCGAGCCUCGACACAAAUACCGUGGUCACCGCCUGCUGGAGCUUCGCGCAGCAGGGAAUUUCGCACGGUGUGUUCUUCUACAACGUACCCAGGUUGUUUGCGUCUACUUUUGAGGAAACAGACAGAGACAUGGAAGACGGUGCUGCUCAGAGAAGAGCAGAAGCUGCAGCUCUUCACGGCCCGAAGAAAAACCAGCCCUCAGGAGCUUGCUCCACCGCGCAGCUGAUUUCCAUCGCCCAUUCGUAUUCUCUGCUCGGCAUGGCCAACACGCAUGUGUUUGACGCACUGACGCUGAAGCUGUGUCACUACUACCGGAUAAAACAGAACGUUCUCUCACUGGAGAAAACCGGACCGAUGGCUGCGAUGCUCGCAGAUGGCAACAACUACGGUGGUGAGUCAUUGCCACCAGGGAGUAAGAUUAAGGAGCUACACAAAAAUCUAGAAGGAACAUCAAACCGAGACGGACCGGAAACCGAAAUCAAAAGGACCAACGAGCGCAAGAAAAAUCUCCUACCCCUCCGCACCCUGCUCCCGUGUCUCCAGGCGUACUUGCGUGUCUCUUUAAACGAGCCAGCAGUGUUCCGGGAAAUUGCUGAAGAUCUUGUCAGCGCGAAGAGAAAGAAGGAGCUGAUGAGAAACCGCUUGCCAUUUUGCGUCGAGGUUUUGCAAGUGCUCCGCGAGGUGGGACAGUUGACGGACUCGGUGCGAGAGCGAAUGGACAUAACGGUGAAAGAGAUGCAGGAAUUUGACAAGGGGAAAAAGAUGAAGAAGUUGGCAGGUUCUACAAACAAAAGCAAAAGGGCUUUUUGUCCCACUUUUCUUUCAACUGCGAAAAAUUCACCAGUUCUGCAGUUGUCACCAGCAGAUGAUAUCAAGGACGGCAGCAGAGAUGGCAAAAAAGGUGGCGCAGACACCUCCGAAUCCACGCAACGCAACCCCAUGAUAACUUCACUUCAAUAAAAGAACGAAGCAGAGUCCCAUGCUCUA